AUGAAAUUGUUUGUUACCCCUUCUCCACUAGCACUGUUGGUUCAUCGGACACACACUCUGUCCAAGUUUUAUUCUUGUGCAGGAUUGGUAAAAAGGAAUGGCAAUCUCUCAUCAGCUUUUUCCGAUAAUCAUCUUUCAAAGCAUAAUUGUGUUCAAUUUCACAACAAUUUUAUUAUCGGAGAAUCAAUCAAAGAACGAAGAAGAAAGGAGUAUGAACAGCAUACGAGUAAAAAGUAUCUUCACACAAGCGGAGAUGAAUCUGUGCUAAAGGGCUACAGGCCGGUUAUUGGUCUUGAAAUUCACGCUCAAAUUACUUCCAACAGCAAAUUAUUUUCAUCUGGUUCAACAGAGUUUACAAACUCUACGCCUAAUGUUCAUGUCACCCUAUUUGACGCAUCCUUCCCUGGAACUUUACCAAUUUUAAAUGAAUUUUGCAUAAGACAGGCUGUAAAAACUGGUUUAGCUAUUGGAGGAAAGGUGAAUCUUUAUUCUCAAUUUGAUAGAAAGCACUACUUUUAUCCAGAUCUUCCUCUUGGAUAUCAAAUCACACAGCAGUUUUACCCACUAAUUUCUGAAGGAAAAAUUAGAAUUGACAUACCUCAAGGUGAUGGUACAUAUCUAGCAAAGUACAUCAGAAUUGCUAGAAUUCAGGUAGAGCAAGAUUCUGGUAAAUCUAUACAUGACGUUGACUACACUUUAAUUGAUUUGAACAGAGCUGGAAAUCCUUUAAUGGAAAUUAUUACCUAUCCUGAUAUCAACUCUAGUUUAGAAGCAGAAUUAUUUGUGAAAAAACUGCAAUUCUUGUUGAGAUAUAUUGGAACAUGUGAUGGAAAUAUGGAAGAGGGUAGCUUGAGGUGCGAUGUCAAUGUUUCAGUUUACAACGCAAGCAAGAACGAGGAACCACUGAGUGGAACAAGAUGUGAGGUAAAAAAUAUUUCGAGUGCCAAUAAUAUUCCUCGAGCUAUUGAUUUUGAAAUUAAGAGACACAUUGAGUUGUUGACCAGUGGACAAAAGGUGGAGCAACAAACUCGAACAUUUGAUGCUAAAAAAGGCGAAACUAUUCUUUUAAGAAGUAAGGAAAAUAUUCCUGAUUACAAAUUUUUCCCUGACCCAGAUCUACCCUAUGUGGAGCUGACAAAUGAAUAUGUACAAGACAUUGCCAAUUCAAUUACCUCUCUUCCAGAUCAAGUUAUUGAAAAAUUGACAAAUGAGCCUUAUAAUCUAACAUUCUAUGAUGCCAAUGUUCUUCUAACAACCGAAGGUGGUGUUGAAUUUUUCGAAGGCAUUUUGAAUGAUAAAAGAUGGAGAUCAGAGACAAUGAAUCCCAAGUUAGUUGCAAAUUGGAUUGCCAGCGAGUUAAUGGGUCUUCUCAAUGCUGCUGGUUUAUCCUUAAAAGAGAGUCCAGUAUCUUGUGUUCAAAUUGGAUCUAUUGUGGAUGCCAUUCAAUGUGAGGAUAUUUCAGGAAAGAUGGCAAAGAAAAUCAUCAAGAUCAUGUUUGAUGAAAAGAGUGGAGAGAUGGCAAAUGACAUUGCUGAAAAGAAUGGAUGGAAGCAAAUUACAGACAGAGACACAAUUGCUUCAUGGUGCGUUCAAGUCAUUGAACAAUAUCCAAAGGAGGUAGAGUCCAUUAAAAAAGGAAAGGACAAUUCCUUCCAAUUCCUGGUUGCUCAGGUGAUGAAACUUUCCAAAGGUAAUGCCUCUCCUUCAUUGGUUAAUCAAAUACUGAGAGAGAAUAUCCAAUAA
This is a messenger RNA of Naegleria lovaniensis, 1743 nucleotides long. RefSeq lists its product as uncharacterized. The transcript has a single exon. Lineage: Eukaryota; Heterolobosea; Eutetramitea; Acrasida; Naegleriidae. The record is from RefSeq and is a predicted model, not a curated record. Gene Ontology annotation, molecular function: glutaminyl-tRNA synthase (glutamine-hydrolyzing) activity. Gene Ontology annotation, biological process: glutaminyl-tRNAGln biosynthesis via transamidation; mitochondrial translation. The coding region runs from base 1 to 1743 and encodes 580 amino acids.